AGGGGAGAGGAAUAAAGAAAGCGCCAGUGUUGUCUUGCCGGUCGCGGGGGGAGAGCUGGAAAUUUCAGGCGCGAUGGAGAGUGUCGCAGACGAGCACGGCGAUCGAUCGCUCUCGAGCUUCUUGCAUGCUGAUCGGCUCGCCGCAGCUCAGGAGGAGAGUUUGGAGAAGGAUUCCGAGGACGAGAGGAAAGGGAAGACCAAAAUGGCGACCUUGAAAGCGAUCGCCUCCAAGAAAUUUAGAUCUUCUCUCAAGAGAAGGGGGAAGAGGCGGCCGGACGCGAGGAGUCAAUCCCUCUCGAUUGAGGACAUUCGCGACGCGGAAGAGGAGACGUCGGUGGAAGCGUUUCGAGCAGCUUUGGCAGUGGAGAAUCUUCUCCCGGCCGACCACGAUGAUUACUACACUCUUUUGAGAUUUUUGAAAGCCAGGAGGUUCGAUCUGGAGAAGGCCAAGCAAAUGUGGGCCGAUAUGCUGCAAUGGCGCAGGGAAAACGGUGUCGAUACGAUUGAAGAGGAUUUCCAUUUCAAAGAGCUGGAGGAAGUGAGGAAAUACUAUCCACAAGGCCACCAUGGAGUGGACAAAGAAGGAAGGCCUGUAUAUAUUGAGAGGAUCGGGAAGGUGGAACCCAACAAGCUGAUGCAAGUCACAACGCUUGAAAGAUAUUUGAAGUAUCACGUGGUUGAGUUCGAGAGGACCAUUAAGAAAAAGUUUCCUGCCUGCUCAGCGGCUGCUAAGCGGCACAUCGACUCCACAACAACAAUUUUGGACGUAGCUGGAGUGAGCUUAAAAAACUUCAGCAAGCCUGCAAGGGACCUUAUUAUCAAUAUUCAAAAGAUUGACGGCGAUAACUAUCCCGAGACAUUGCAUCGUAUGUUUAUUAUAAAUGCUGGUCCUGGAUUUAAGCUUGUGUGGAACACCAUACGGGGAUUUUUAGAUCCGAAAACAGCUACCAAAAUAUCUGUACUCGGAAACAAAUUUCGCAGCAAGCUUCUGGAAGUUAUUGAUGCUAGUCAGCUUCCUGACUUUUUGGGUGGAACUUGCAUUUGCUCUGGGGAUGGUGGAUGUCUUCGUUCUGAUAAAGGUCCCUGGAAGGAUCCUGCCAUACUGAAGGCUGUAAUGGAGGGGCAUGUGAAGUUCGUAAGGCACGUUGUAACUGCUCCUAAACGAAAUAAUUUGCCUAGGGGAAAGAGUCAUGAUCCUGAUGUUUCAACAGCGGAGUCCGGAUCAGAUGGAGAAUUAACAUCCCCCACAAGAACACGCUCUUGCGAUGUACUAAAAGCGGUGUCGGAAGAGGUGACUAGCAAGCCUGUAGACAAUUCAGAUUUGUUGGAGAGUUUUUCGAUACUGGAGGAUGGUGAUAUAGUUCCGAUGGUUGAUAAAGUGGUUGACAACGGCUAUGUGAAGGAGAGUAACCGGAUCACGAAGACAGAACUAUCCUCAAAGAACGAAACAAGGACCUUUCUACAUUUUUGGGCUGCAGUAGCGUACAUUUCUUUUUUCUUUCAGUGGGUGUGGAGCUACAUCUGGAGAGCGUUCUCGCGCAAUAACGAAGAGCUCUAUGGUUUCAACAAGACGCAAAAUCAAGAGCCUAGUAUUACGGAUGCUAGAGUGGUUUAUGCUGUCCCUUCACCAGAGCUUGUGGACAAAAUCAUCUCGCCAAAACUCAAAAAACGCAUGGACAAGCUAGAAGAGAAAGUCACCGAGCUGUCGAAAAGUAAACAGCCUCCGGAAGAGAUACCUGAUGCUACUGCCGAACGAAUUAAGACGCUUGAAGCAGAAGUAGCGGAGGCAAGAAAAGCGCUCAAGGCUGUCCAGGAAGAACUCUACAAUUGCUUAGAGCAGCUGAAUGAAUUUAGGUGGCUGAGACGACCGAGGUGGUGUUGAGCUCGUAUAUAUUGAGCGUAUAUAUUCUCUUGUAAGAAAGGCACACUUAUGUCCAUAAGAAGUAAUUUAAGCUUCCUGUCCACUC
Messenger RNA from Selaginella moellendorffii, 1967 nucleotides. RefSeq names its product phosphatidylinositol/phosphatidylcholine transfer protein SFH8. The transcript has 14 exons. NCBI's taxonomy places the organism in Eukaryota, Viridiplantae, Streptophyta, Lycopodiopsida, Selaginellales, Selaginellaceae. Bases 74 to 1882 code for a protein of 602 amino acids. The record is from RefSeq and is a predicted model, not a curated record.